AUGGAGCAAUUCUGCAGCUUCAUUGUCAGCUUGGUCAAAAGCCAACGGUAUCCAUACACCAACAUUGACAAACGUGUGCUCAAUCAAGCACAAUUACAAAUUAUCCUUCACAAGUAUCAACUUAUUGACAAGGCACCAUUCACAGGCCAAAAACAACCGGAGGAAUCUGACGGUGCAACAAUUGUCCGUGGCUAUCCUCUUGCAUUUUUAUUAAGCCCACACUCAACCCCCCUUUGCGUCAACCAACACCUAAGACAACAAAUUGUGCGCUACCUCACAACCUCCUUCAAGAUCCUUUCCAAUGCAGCCAAGGCACUUAUUCCUGAUGAACUGGAGCAGUGGGGGCGUCUUUGUAUUGGGAACAGGGGCAAUGAAAUUCAUGCAUGUGGGUACCACAAGCUGCGUUCCAAUGGAAGGGACGCAGCAUUUGUUCAUUACAAGCUUAUGGUAGACCAGGAUGCAGAGCUGGUCUUGGUAAGCAAACGCCUUGAAGAGGAAAGUCAAUACGGCAAACUCCAACAUGUGUUUGUCCUUACCAUCCCACCAAAAACCCCAAAAAUCAACCCAGCCCUCAAAAAGAACCAGUACCUAUUACUUGCACAAAUCUACAAAGCACUGAUCAAGAGCAACAAAAUAGAAGACAAGAAACUUAUCUGGUACAAGGGUAAAUUGGGUACAGGUGAGGUUGUUGACGUCUCAACUAUCCAGUGUGCAGUUGGACGCAUAAAGGAUGGUAAUAGGUGGUGGAUUGUUGACAGGAGCACCAAUAAUACAUUUGCUUAUCCAGAGUUUAUAGAUUGA
This is a messenger RNA of Rhizoctonia solani, 801 nucleotides long. RefSeq names its product Transposase family Tnp2 protein. The record is from RefSeq and is a predicted model, not a curated record. The coding region runs from base 1 to 801 and encodes 266 amino acids. Lineage: Eukaryota; Fungi; Basidiomycota; Agaricomycetes; Cantharellales; Ceratobasidiaceae. The transcript is spliced from 3 exons.